Molecule: messenger RNA, 471 nt
Organism: Maudiozyma saulgeensis
Lineage: Eukaryota; Fungi; Ascomycota; Saccharomycetes; Saccharomycetales; Saccharomycetaceae
Source: the annotation of a GenBank genome assembly
AUGUCUCAAAAAAUCGAUCUUACCCAAUUAAAUCCGGAACAACUAAAUGCUGUAAAGCAACAAUUUGACCAAGAAUUGAACCAUUUCACCCAAUCCUUACAAGCAUUGAUAGUGGCCAAAAACAAAUUUGCCGAAUGUGUAUCAGACAUUAAGACCGUUUCUGACGAUGCUAACAGGAACCAAAGUUUACUAAUACCUGCCUCCUCAUCCCUAUAUAUAUCAGGUCACAUAAAAGAUAAUACCAAGUUUAUGGUGGAUAUAGGGACUGGUUAUUACGUUGAAAAAGAUUCCAAGGAUGCCAUUGCAUUUUAUGAAAAGAAGAUAGAAAAGCUAAAUAAUGAAUCAACUCAAAUACAAAAUAUCAUAAAGGAUAAAUCCCAAUCAUCAUUAGCCAUUGAAUCUCAAAUAAGACAGCUUGCUGUGCAGCAACAUGAGGCUGCCAAGAAAGAAGCUACAACAACUUCGAAAUGA